CGUAGCGGACACAAGAGGGCGACACAGGACUAUUUACUGAUGCUUCAACGUGAUCAAGGACGAGGUUUCUCAGCCCGGGCUCGAUGGCGUUCCGAAACUGCUCUCAGUAUCAAGGCCUGCUGUGACUGUAUUUGCUCUGAGAUGGAUAGGGCAAGUGUACGCUCAUGCGGAAAUACACAGACCUUUGAAGUGGCCCUCUGUCACCACAUGGCAGAUCCCCCUAGUGUGAUCCCUCUGUCCAUUUGGCCAAAGGACCAACAUUGGAUGGUAGCAAACACCCAUCUGUGCAGUUACCAGUGCCACUUUCCUGUGUUGGAUGGGCUUUGCACUCAGACAAGCAUGCAGUCAAUGGGAAUCCAACUGUGGAGCCUUUCCCAGAAGGGAUGGAGACCAUCAUGUUUGGAAUGGGCUGUUUCUGGGGAGCCGAGAAACUUUUCUGGCGACUUCCGGGAGUCUUCUCCACACAAGUGGGCUAUGCAAGUGGCUUCACACCAAACCCCACUUACGAAGAGGUCUGCUCAGGUCUGACAGGUCACACCGAGGUGGUGAGAGUGGUGUUCGCCCCCCAAGACAUCAGCCUUGAAGAACUGCUUAAACACUUUUGGGAGAACCACGAUCCAACACAAGGUAUGAAGCAGCACAAUGACCAAGGUACUCAGUAUCGUUCAGCCAUUUACACAUCCAACCCCACUCACCAGGAGAUUGCGCUGCAGAGUAAAGUGGCCUUCCAGCAGGAGCUGGAGAAAAAAGGAUAUGGUCCCAUUACAACUGAGAUUCUGGAGGGGCAGCAGUUUUACUACGCUGAGGACUAUCACCAGCAGUACCUGAAGAAGGUACCUAAAGGCUACUGUGGCCUCAAAGGCACCGGGAUCUCCUGUCCCAUCGGCGCCAGGAAGGAUGAACUGUGAGCCAUGUGUGGUGAGAGAGGGAAAAUAUUCAGCUCACAGAAUAUGCUUAUAGGCACUAAUGUCAUUGUUCGCGGUCCAUGCCUCUAAUUUAUUUUCUUUUUCUUAUAAAUGGACUGUAUCUACAAUGCAUCUGUCUUUAUUUGUAAGAUAAUAACACAUUAGUCAACAUCAUUACUGAGCCUCAUAUUUGUUAUAAGCUUCAGUAAGUCCUGGCUGCCUGCCAGCUAUGGAGAAUACAUACAGUAUGUGUAAAAGAUCUUUGAGAGAUUUUCUAAAUAAAACAAAACAAAAAAAAACUUGAAAAACUUGGACAGCAAUGACAUAAAUCAAAUGUUUAAAAGCUGCAUAAAAGUUAAUUUGAAACAUGAUUGAAUUUUGUAUUGCUGUGCUCUUUUUGACUGCAGUAACUAACAGCUUCCAGAGGGUGGCGAGGUUUCACAAAAGAAAUCCAUACAUUAUGUUUAAUAUACACAUAAUGUGGGAUGAUAUUGCAAAGGAAGGGUGUAUAAACAUUGUCUUGGUAAACUGGGAGAUGAAACGGUUUUCUAACCUGGUCCGUGUAAUCCGUCUCACCUCCAACACUGCCACAACACUGUGACAAAGCUCAGCUUCUUAUACUUCGUAGCAGGCAAAGACACCAAUACCAGCUUGAUUUUAACGCUGUUUUUCUUUAGUUUUUAACUUUUCUAAACGUUGCAUUUAAUUUUUUUUAUUGCUCAUUGCCUUUCUUAUUAUGACACUGGAAAUAAAAACGUUUCUCCUCCAACCUUA
Oreochromis aureus is the source of this 1679-nucleotide messenger RNA. It is a transcript of the gene msrab, whose product is annotated as mitochondrial peptide methionine sulfoxide reductase. The record is from RefSeq and is a predicted model, not a curated record. Bases 384 to 908 code for a protein of 174 amino acids. Gene Ontology annotation, molecular function: peptide-methionine (S)-S-oxide reductase activity. NCBI's taxonomy places the organism in Eukaryota, Metazoa, Chordata, Actinopteri, Cichliformes, Cichlidae. Gene Ontology annotation, biological process: cellular response to oxidative stress. Gene Ontology annotation, cellular component: cytoplasm. The transcript has 8 exons.